Messenger RNA from Centropristis striata (black sea bass), 3821 nucleotides. Its product is annotated as dual specificity protein phosphatase 18. Gene Ontology annotation, molecular function: MAP kinase tyrosine/serine/threonine phosphatase activity. Lineage: Eukaryota; Metazoa; Chordata; Actinopteri; Perciformes; Serranidae. The record is from RefSeq and is a predicted model, not a curated record. Gene Ontology annotation, cellular component: cytoplasm. The transcript has 2 exons. Gene Ontology annotation, biological process: protein dephosphorylation. The coding region runs from base 955 to 1563 and encodes 202 amino acids.
UUUUAUUACAAUACGUCAAAAAAUGUGCACUUUACAGAGAUCUCCGGGUUCAAAAUUAACUCAUGUCCCUGAAUACAAACAGACGUGUUUUCAGUUCGUGAAGUCUGAACCACGACUCCCUCCCUGGAACCCAUUAAAAUAACCUUACAAUUAUUUACAAAACAUGCUGGUUGAUUUCUUCCAGGAAGUCCCGCCUUCUUGAUCGCUGAUUCGCCAGUUUUAAUGCAUACAACGGCACGUCAUGCCACCUGGUUGCUUCCUGCCGAAACCAGGCCUUGCCCUGAUCUACUAACAAACUUGUUAGCACAAACAUUUUUCCUUGUUAUGACUUACAGACAUUUUCACACGGGAUUUUCAUUUGGCCUUCAGACACACAUACACACACAGCAAAAACUAUGCAUCAAUAUAUCUGGAUGUCAUUCUUUGUGAGUUAUAGAAUCUUAAUCAGUUUAAGCAAAUGGAAAAUAUGUAAUUAAAGUAAUCAUAGUUUUCUACAUCAAUAUUAACACACAAACACAAUCAAUGUAUCAAAUCAUAUUGUCUGACUUAAUAUAAAUGCAUAGAGAUAUUUAUUACAGUCAAGGUUUGACCUUUGAUAGUGACCUGCGUCAGAACAGAGAACAGAGACAGAGAACAGAGAAAUAAAGCAUAAAAUCACAUACCAAUAUAGAAAAUAAUCAAUUAUUUUAACAAUUGAUGUGUGAUAAUUAACAUGUGAAGAGUUUAAAUAUUUAAAAUAAAUAAAUACAAAAUAUUUAAUAUGUUUCAGAGUUUGUCGUUUGAUCUUUUACUGGUGAAAGGUCACAUGACUUCAGUUUUCAGCUGUUGGACUAAAAUUAACCCUCAGAGAGACACACACACACACUACCUUCUACGGUCUCAGAGAGAGUGUGUCAGAGCUGAGAUCAGAGGAAGAAACAUCAAAACUACAGAGAAAUAAAACAGGUCGUGGUCAUGUCGGUGUCUCAGAUCACGCCAACUCUGUUCCUGAGCGGCGCCGACGCCCUGAAUGCGGCGCUGGUGUCUCGGAAGGGAAUCACGCUGAUCGUGAACGCCACGCUGAGCCACGCCUCCCCGGCCUUCCCAGGCGUGGAGUGUGUGCGCGUCCCGGUGUCCGACCUGCCGAGCGCUCGCCUCGGAGACCACUUUGACCGAGUGGCUGAGCGCAUCCACGGGAACCGUGACGGCGGCACGCUGGUGCAUUGUGCUGUGGGGAUGAGCCGCUCGCCGGCGCUGGUGAUGGCGUACCUGAUGCGAUACCGUGGCGUGACGCUCUGCCAGGCGCACCGCUGGGUGCAGGACCGCCGGCCCUUCGUGCGGCUGAAUGCGGGCUUCUGGGAGCAGCUGCUGCAGUAUGAGCGCCGGCUCUAUGGCAAGAACACCGUCAGAGUGGCCGCUGCCCAGGAGCCGCUGACACAGAGGGAGCCGCCACCACCACUGCCGAGCAGGCUGACGCUGGUUCCCAGGUCGCCUCUGAUGACCCGCACCUCGAUGAUGUCACGACCGCCGGCAAUGACGCCGGCCAACAGGAGAAGAAGAGGAACCAAAAUUGGUGGCGUCUGAGCGCCGACAGGCCCCGCCCCCUUCCUAUAUUACCCACAAUUCAGCCAGACAGGAUGUGAGGUCAGCGAGGCGGCUCCAGAUCAGUCGUUAUUAUAAAUGUAUUAUUUUCACCUGAAGGUUCCAAUGAUUUCCUACAAAAACUGACAGUAUAGAAGUCUAUGAAAAAAUUAUCUCAUAAUGUUUGUUUGAUGAGUAACACAGCAGAAACCUAAAGCCACGCCCCCUCUGUAUGACAUCAGUUCUGUCUGUGCUGUGAUUGGCUCAUAAACAUUGACUUAGUUUUUGUAGGAUAUCAUCUGAACCGUUGAUUCAGUCCGACCAAUCAUCUGCCAAGGGGGGUGGGACUAACCAGCAGAAUGGUGAGAGACUUGUUUUCAUGUUUUUAUUUGUUUCCUUUGUUUUGUGAAACUUCAGAUUCUGGGUCCAAACUGUUUCCUGUUGUUCUCAGGCUGUGGAUCUUCUGGGACCUGAACCCAUCAGGGACUCUUCAGGUCCUGAAGGACUUUAAACUCGUUCAGAGUUUUCUUCUUCUUUUUCAGGUUUUAAACUAACUGAUGAUCAGGGGCCUCAUGUAUCAAAGAGUGCGUAGCUUUCAUACUGAAAGAUGGCGUACUCCCAAAACUAGAAAAGUACGUACGCAAAUUCACCUCCACAUGUAUCAAACUGUGCUUACGCCAGGUUCAGCGCACCUUUCCGUGAUACAUCCCAAUCAGCGUGGAACUGAGCGCACAUGCACUAGCCACCAACCACGCCCCGGUUCCUCCCACAAAUGAUAUGCAGAUGACAUGCAAAUGACUGUAAAUCGCCUGCAUGCCCGCUGAUUAUCGACAAAACAAUGGCAAAUCAACUUACUGCCACCGCGCGUGGUGGACGUGGUGAUCUCCGAGGUGGAGGAAGGAAAAAUUAGCUUUUUGUUGCCUCAGGUCUGGGAUGAGCAAUAAGGUGUCACUGUGGCUGUUAACGCAGCCGGAUCAGAGACCCGCACCAUGGCAGAAGUGUCCCUCAACACACGCUCCUUCAAAACUCCACCAUUGUUUAACUUAGUUUAAGCCGUUAGAGCUGCCAGUGUGUAAUGUGUGACAAAAUCAUUUUUACGCAUCGGUUUAUAUUAUUAACUUGUUGUCCCAAUUAAACAUCACAUAUGGGAUAAAAUAUGCACAACACCUGACUUAUUCUAAAAUGAUUUCCCACGCACGUUUUUUCUCCGGGGAGAGGGAUCUGUGGUCAUGGAUCACUGUGCAACUGCAGCGUUAACAUCUCCAUGUUAAACCAAAGGGGAAACAGUCGGCACUUAAUUGACACAGUAAUUAAGGCAGGUUAACUGUGCAAAAAUGUAUGCAUCCAAUAUCAAAAUCACAAGUACUAUUGAUCCCCGGAGGGAAUUUCUGUAUAUAUAAAAAUAGUGGAAAUAGCAGAAUAUAUAGACUUAAGAAAAUGUACAAUCUUAACAUCAAAACAUAUAGACUUCAACAUACUAUCAUUGCACAAGUAAGCAGCAGGUGAAGUCUAAAUUAUGAUAAUAGAUGAAAAAAACGAUCUAUCCCCUCAUAUUUAUUAUUAUUGAUGGUGGAAAACGGCCUUUUUCCUCCAUUGUCAGAGAGCUAUAAACUAUAAAAAUAAUUGUGUGUAACUAGAGUUUAGAUAUGAAACACGUUUUAAAUGGAGCAUAAAAGACAGUAGUUUCUGCCAAACGAAAGAUUGCGGUGCCACCGCACAUUCUCACAGCACCUCGAAAGGUUGCGGAGUUCACUUUUCAUACAUGUGGCGUGUGUUUGAAAAACAGCAUAAGCAGUGUUUUUGUGCGUACGCAGCGUUGAUACAUGAGGCCCCAGGUUUCUCUGUUGGAACACACUGAUUAUAUUUAUAUUAAUAAUUCUGAGACCGUGGAGUCAUUUCUCACUGUUUUCUGAGGAUUCAUUAAAAAAAGUUGCAUCUUUACUUCUAAUAAUCGGUAUCUUUCCAGUCAGAGCUGCAACAGAACUGAAGAUUACUGUGUUUCAGUGUUUGUUAUAUUUAUAUUCCGCACGGUUGGAUGGAUAAUGGAUGUUUUGUUUUGGUCGUUCUCCUGCCGGCCACUGGGGGGCGCCUUUCAGCAGACUGAACUUAUAAACAAUCAAACACGUUUUUCUCUUCUUAUUGUUUCAUCUCUGGUUCUGACGACAUUAUAAUUAUUGUGAUCGUUUCAUCUGACAGCUUUUGUAAACAUGAUGUUUCUGUUGUUAAUAAAACUUGAACACAAAGUGUUUAAUAUAUAUAUA